Molecule: messenger RNA, 2339 nt
Organism: Lepus europaeus (European hare)
Lineage: Eukaryota; Metazoa; Chordata; Mammalia; Lagomorpha; Leporidae
Product: endoplasmic reticulum metallopeptidase 1-like
Exons: 1
Coding region: 50-1003 (317 amino acids)
Biological process (GO): proteolysis
Molecular function (GO): metalloexopeptidase activity
Source: RefSeq, a predicted model, not a curated record
UAAGCAGCAUGGUGCCCAAGGAAAAUUUGUUGCCCUCUACCUUUUGGGGAUGUUUGUUCCUUAUCUUUACGCACUGUACCUCAUCUGGGCGGUGUUUGAGAUGUUUACCCCCAUCCUGGGGAGAAGCGGCUCGGAAAUCCCACCUGACGUCGUGCUGGCAUCCAUCUUGGCUGGCUGUACGAUGAUCCUCUCUUCUUACUUUAUUAACUUCAUCUACCUUGCCAAAAGCACCAAAAAAACCAUGCUGUCUUUAACUCUGGUGUGUGCAGUUACGUUCCUCUUGGUUUGCAGUGGAACUUUUUUCCCAUAUUCCUCCAGUCCUGCCAGCCCAAAGCCAAAGAGGGUGUUUCUUCAGCACAUGACCAGACUAUUUCAUGACCUGGAAGGAAAAGUAGUUAAACGAGACUCUGGAAUAUGGAUUAAUGGUUUUGAUUACACUGGCAUGUCGCACAUAACGCCACACAUCCCUGAGAUCAAUGACACCAUCCGCGCUCACUGUGAGGAGGAUGCACCCCUCUGCGGUUUCCCUUGGUAUCUGCCAGUGCACUUUCUGAUCAGGAAAAACUGGUAUCUUCCUGCCCCAGAAGUUUCUCCAAGAAAUCCUGUUCAUUUCAGACUUAUAUCCAAAGAACAGACACCUUGGGAUUCUGUAAAGUUGACUUUUGAAGCAACAGGACCAAGCCAUAUGUCCUUCUAUGUCCGAGCUCAUAAAGGGUCAACACUGUCUCAGUGGUCUCUUGGCAAUGGCACACCGGUCACGAGUAAAGGAGGGGACUACUUUGUAUUUUAUUCCCAUGGACUCCGGGCUUCUGCAUGGCAGUUCUGGAUAGAAGUGCAGGGCCCAGAGGAACAGCCUGAAGGAAUGGUCACGGUGGCCAUCGCUGCCCACUAUCUAUCUGGGGAAGACAAGAGAUCCCUGUCACUGGAUGCUCUGAAGGAGAGGUUCCCAGACUGGUCGUUUCCCUCUGCCUGGGUGUGCACCUACAAUGUCUUUGUGUUUUAACCUUGGAGAUGAGCUCUAAGUACAAGCCCAGUGGAUACUCCAUGUGACACAGUUUCUCCCUAUGUUACGUGGAUGUUUGUAACGUAAGUCAAUGAGUUUAAUGCGCAUAUGUUUGAAGAGCUUUUUUGGUUAACACUUUUCAGGGCCAAGCACUGUAAUGGUUAAACUGUGAGACAUGCAUGGCCUUUCUGACACUUGAAAAUGCCAGUUUUCUGGCACUUAAGCAUAUGUGGGUAUUGCCACUGUCAUUGUAUAUGACCUUAAGGACAAAAGCCAACAACCACUUUAGUAGCUGUCCUUCUAGGAAGGAAGCAUGUAAACCAUCAGACCAUUCUCAGUGGGACUUGUCAUUUCCAGUUAGAGCAAGACCCUCUGUUAGGACAAGGAUGGUGGGUAAAAUACCCUUCACUACGGUGAUUGAUUCCCCUUGAGAUCUAACUCCGUAGGUCAGGAGAAAGUGACUGUCAUAAGGACGGGGGAAGCACUGCACCUGAGAGCUGUUUCUUCAGGCAACCUCUCACUUUGUCUCGAAGCCAGGACCUGAUGGGGUGCUGUAUGCUGGGGUUAACACAAGUGUCUUGACUAGUGGUCACUGAAAUCCACUCCUAGGCUGUUUACCCCUGAAACUUAUGUUCUACCUUGUCAAUUUCAUUUGUUGCAUUACCUUUCCCUAUGGAAUUUCAUAGGCUUUUUUUUUUGUUUUUAGUAUUAUUUGUGCAAGUACAUGACCCUAACUUCCUCAGAGCACUGAACUGCCACUGUGGUUAUUCUGGGGUAGGAGGAGAGUGGCUGGGGUAAGGUGACAAUUUUCUAAGUAUUUAUUCUGUUUUGUAGGCGUCUUUUGUUUUACACCGAUGACCUAGGCCCUUUUUGCUUUCCAGCCAGGUGACUAGAGUAGUGUCUCAGUAAGUUCCUGCACAGCAGGACUGGCUUUCCUGACACGUGAGACUGCACUGGAAUGAGCCCAUUGUACCCAGAGUUGCUGGUGUUCAGACCCUGCGUAAGCGCAGUGCUGAUGCUUUUCAGUUUGAAGGUGGGCAUACAGUUUGUGAGGCAUUAACUCAUUCCUAGUUGCAUAGGCAAAAGAAAGUUGAAAGAAAAGGUACAGCAAAGAAGAAGAAAGCAAGGUUUACAUUUCUGGGGAGCUAAGGAAAUAUGAGGGAUGCUCGUUGACAAGUGGUCUCCUCAGAUCUCAACGGAAAGCUGCACAGUGUGUGUGAUGUGCUUUCUUAAUCAUGCUCAUCUUGCCUAAUUUGUGACUUCCUGAAGACUGGGUUCAUGCAGGCAAGCUGAAUGGUAAGGUCCAUCAGUGACCUGACUUUGUAGAAAUGCUGGU